Molecule: messenger RNA, 1272 nt
Organism: Amaranthus tricolor (Joseph's coat)
Lineage: Eukaryota; Viridiplantae; Streptophyta; Magnoliopsida; Caryophyllales; Amaranthaceae
Product: disease resistance protein RPS5-like
Exons: 1
Coding region: 1-1272 (423 amino acids)
Molecular function (GO): ADP binding
Source: RefSeq, a predicted model, not a curated record
AUGGCAGCCACUAUACUACAAAUCCUGGUUACUCCCAUCACUGAACUAGCAAAACUCUUUGUAGUUCCCCUAAAACAUGAAGUAGGCUUUCUUCUGAAACACCAUAACAACAUUGAGGAUCUUAAAACCAAAACAAAAGAUCUUGAACUUAAUAUCGAAGCUACAACUCACGCCAUCGAUGAUGCUCGUCGUAGAGGAGAAGCCACAACUAUAGAUAUAGAGCAUUGGAGAACAAAAGCACAGUUGAUAUUGACUGAUGUGCACAAAUUUUUAGCAGAUUUUGGAGAAAAGGAAAGUGGGAAUUCAAAAACAUGUUGCACAAAUUUAUGCAGGCGAUACGGAUCAAGUAAAAGAGCUGUAAAUCUUGCCAAAGUUAUCAAUGAAAUAAAAGGUAGUUUUCGACAAAUUCCUGUUUCUAGACCAGCACCACCACCUGGUAUAGAGAUGAUGCCUAUGGGUGAUUUUGAAGCUUUUGAGUCUACAAGGGUAGCUAUGGAAAAAGUUAUCGAGGCAUUGAAUUUCCGUGAUAGUCAUGUUAUAGGGGUGUAUGGAAUGGGUGGAGUAGGGAAAACUUCAUUGAUUAAACAAGUAGCAAAGUAUGUUAAGAUCAAGAGUAUGUUUGAUGAAGUUGUUAUUGCUACUGUGUCUAGAAAUCCCGAUUCUAGAAAGAUCCAAAGAGAGAUUGCAGAAGGUUUAGGGUUGUAUUUGAUGGAGGAAACUGAGCAUAUUAGAUCAUUGAGACUUUCCGAAAGGAUGAAACACGAAACCCGGAAGUUGAUCAUAUUGGAUGAUGUAUGGGAGAGGUUGGAAUUGUCUUUGAUAGGUAUUGGUUAUGGGGAAGAUAAGAGUAAUUGUAAAGUUGUAAUUACAACAAGAAAUUUAGAUGUGUGCAGUGAAAUGAGUUGUGAUGUAAGUAUAAUUGUUGAUCCACUCUCUCAAAAAGAUUCAUGGGAUCUUUUUAAGAAGGUUGUAGGAAAUGUAUCACAAGAAUUGAACAGUUUUGCAGAAGAAAUUGCAAGAGAAUGUGGAGGUUUGCCUUUAGCAUUGGGGACACUUGGACGGGCUUUAAGGAAUAAAGAACGGAAAUAUUGGGAAGAUGCAGCGAUUGAGCUACGACAAUCGAGACCAUUGAACAUCAAAGGGAUGCAUAAAAAUGUUUUCUCAUGUCUUAAGCUAAGUUUUGAUGAAUUUCAGAAUGAAGAGUCUCAAAUGUGUUUCUUGUAUUGUGCACUUUUCCGGAAGAUAAUGAUGUUAGAAUUGAAGAUCUUUUAA